UUCACAGACUUAUCAAGAGCUCUUUGUAUCUACUCCCUUUUCAUUGUAUUUACUCUACAGUUCUACACUGUAGAGUCACACUAAAAUGGCUUCUACAAAAACAUUUUUUUCAUGUCUGUCUCUUCUCGUGGCUCUAAUCCUCUGCUUCUCACCCACCCACUCCAAAAACACUAUCGGCAAAGGCUACCGUUUGAUCUCAAUCGAAGAAUCACCGGACGGUGGUUUCAUCGGCUAUCUCCAAGUCAAACAGAAGAACAAAAUCUACGGCUCGGACAUCACCACCCUCCGUCUCUACGUCAAGCACGAGACUGAUAACCGCCUCCGUGUCCACAUCACAGACGCCAAGAACCAACGAUGGGAGGUUCCUUACAACCUCCUCCCUCGAGACCAGCCACCUCCGGUCGGAAAAGCCAUCGGAAAAUCAAGAAAGACUCCGAUAACAGUCCAGGAGAUCUCCGGCUCCGAGCUGACCUUCAGCUACACCACAGACCCGUUCAGCUUCGCCGUGAAACGCAGAUCCAACGGCCAAACGCUCUUCAACACAAGCUCAGCCUCAAACUCAGGCUUCGGUGAGAUGGUCUUCAAGGACCAGUACCUCGAGAUCUCGACCUCUUUACCCAAAGACGCGUCACUUUACGGACUAGGCGAGAACUCGCAGGCCAACGGGAUCAAGCUUGUUCCCAACGAGCCGUACACGCUCUACACGGAGGAUGUGUCGGCGAUUAAUUUGAAUACCGAUCUUUACGGUUCGCAUCCGGUUUAUAUGGAUUUGAGGAACGUUGGAGGUAAACCGUAUGCACAUGCGGUUUUGCUUCUGAACAGUAACGGUAUGGAUGUGUUCUAUAGGGGAACGUCUUUGACUUACAAAGUUAUCGGAGGAGUUUUUGAUUUUUACUUCGUCGCUGGGCCUUCGCCUCUCGACGUCGUUGAUCAGUACACUGCUUUGAUCGGACGGCCUGCUCCAAUGCCCUACUGGUCUCUAGGAUUUCACCAAUGUAGAUGGGGAUACCGUAACUUAUCAGUUAUUGAAGACGUGGUGGACAGUUACCAAAAGGCAAAGAUCCCUCUUGAUGUGAUUUGGACCGAUGAUGAUCACAUGGAUGCCAAAAAGGACUUCACGUUGAGUCCCAUUAGCUACCCACGUGCCAAGCUACUGAACUUCCUAGACAGAAUCCACAAGAUGGGCAUGAAGUAUGUCGUCAUCAACGACCCUGGCAUUGGUGUCAACGACACAUACGGUGUAUACAAAAGAGGUAUGGCUAAUGACGUGUUCAUCAAGUAUGAAGGAAAGCCUUUCUUGGCUCAAGUAUGGCCUGGCGCGGUCCACUUUCCUGACUUCCUCAACCCUAAAACCGUCGCUUGGUGGGGCGAAGAGAUCCGCCGCUUCCAUGAACUAGCCCCUAUAGAUGGUCUAUGGAUCGACAUGAACGAGGUUUCAAACUUUUGCUCUGGAUUGUGCACAAUCCCUAAGGGGAAAUGUCCAACCGGAGAAGGACCUGGUUGGAUCUGUUGCUUGGACUGCAAAAAUAUAACCAAGACGAGAUGGGAUGACCCUCCUUACAAGAUCAACGCCACUGGAGUUCAAGCUCCCAUCGGUUUCAAGACCAUCGCAACAAGUGCUUUGCAUUACAACGGUGUAAGAGAGUACGAUGCUCACAGUCUAUACGGAUUCUCCGAGGCCAUCGCGACGCACAAGGGUUUACUCUCUAUCGAAGGGAAACGUCCUUUCAUUUUAUCCCGGUCUACUUUCGUCGGUUCGGGUAAAUACGCUGCUCAUUGGACCGGAGAUAACCAAGGAACGUGGCAGAGCUUGCAAGUGUCUAUCUCAACGAUGUUGAACUUCGGAAUCUUCGGUGUUCCCAUGGUCGGUGCGGACAUAUGUGGAUUCUACCCACAACCAACUGAGGAGCUCUGUAACCGCUGGAUCGAAGUGGGAGCAUUCUACCCGUUUUCGAGAGAUCACGCUAACUACUACUCUCCACGACAAGAGCUUUACCAAUGGGACACAGUAGCUAACUCGGCUCGUAACGCUCUCGGUAUGAGAUACAAGAUCCUUCCUUACCUCUACACACUCAACUACGAAGCUCACAUGACCGGUGCACCGAUCGCUAGACCGCUCUUCUUCUCGUUCCCUGAGUACACCGAGUGUUACGGUUCGAGCAGACAGUUCUUGCUAGGAAGCAGCUUGAUGAUAUCUCCGGUUCUCGAACAGGGAAAAACCGAAGUAGAAGCUCUGUUCCCGCCAGGUUCUUGGUACCACAUGUUCGACAUGACUCAAGCCGUUGUGUCCAAGAACGGGAAGCGCGUGACUCUCUCAGCUCCGUUGAACUUCGUGAACGUUCAUCUUUACCAGAACACCAUACUGCCCAUGCAGCAAGGAGGGUUGAUCGCGAAAGAAGCUAGAACGACGCCGUUUAACCUCGUUAUUACGUUCCCUGCUGGAGCUUCUGAGGGAUACGCGACGGGUAAGCUCUACCUAGACGAGGACGAGCUUCCGGAGAUGAAGCUAGGAAACGGACAGUCCACGUACGUUGACUUCUAUGCUUCGGUCGGAAACGGGACUGUGAAGAUGUGGUCGAAAGUGAAGGAAGGGAAGUUUGCGUUAAGCAAAGGAUGGGUGAUUGAGAAAGUUAGUGUGUUGGGACUUAGUGGAGCAGGACAAGCUUCUGAGGUUGAGAUCAAUGGGAGUCCGGUUGCGAAGAUUGAGGUGAGCUCGAAGGAGCAUACGUAUGUUGUUGGGUUGGAAGAGGAAGGAGAGAACAAGAGUGUGAUGGUUGAAGUUAAGGGACUUGAGAUACUAGUGGGUAAGGACUUUAACAUGUCCUGGAAAAUGGGUAUUAGCGGUGCAAAUUAAUUUGAAUCAAUGAGAUUGAGAAUAGAGGUUUGUGUCUUGUCUUUUUACUGUUAGAAGAUGUUUUAGUUUGAAUAAAAAUUGCAAGUGAAAUGAAAGUAUUGUUUCUCUUU
Molecule: messenger RNA, 2964 nt
Organism: Raphanus sativus (radish)
Lineage: Eukaryota; Viridiplantae; Streptophyta; Magnoliopsida; Brassicales; Brassicaceae
Product: alpha-xylosidase 1
Exons: 3
Coding region: 86-2854 (922 amino acids)
Biological process (GO): carbohydrate metabolic process
Molecular function (GO): hydrolase activity, hydrolyzing O-glycosyl compounds; carbohydrate binding
Source: RefSeq, a predicted model, not a curated record